UCAGCAUCGGCAGCGGCGACAACAUGGCUCUCAUUCCCUCGCAGGUGCUGCGGGUCGCAAUUCUGCUAUCCUACCUCUCUAUCCUGUGCAGCUUCAAAGCUCUUGAUAUCCCCGCUCACCAGACCUAUGGAGGCAGCUGGAAAUUCCUCACAUUCAUCAACCUGGUUAUCCAGACUGUAUUCUUUGGCAUCAGUGUUCUAACUGACCUGUCCAGCCUCCUGACCCAAGGCUCCAAUGACCAAGAACAGCAGAGACAACUGAGGAAGUUGAUUUCCCUUCGAGAUUGGCUCAUGGCUGUCCUGGCCUUUCCCGUGGGCGUGCUGGUUGUGACAAUGUUCUGGGCCCUAUACCUGUAUGAUCGAGAAUUGGUUUAUCCAAAAAUCUUGGACAGUUUUAUACCACAAUGGAUUAACCAUGGAAUGCACACCACAGUCCUUCCCUUCAUUCUGAUUGAAAUGAGGACAACUCAUCAUCAUUAUCCUAACAGAAAGACAGGCCAGGCUGCAGUUAGCUUCUUUUCCACUGGAUAUAUUCUAUGGAUUUGUUGGAUUCACCAUGUGACAGGAAUGUGGGUCUAUCCACUUCUCGAUCACCUACCCAGCUUUCCGAAAAUCAUUGCCUUUGUUACAUCGGUUGGUGCCAUCAACGUAUUGUAUGUGACGGGUGAAAUACUAAACAGUUUCAUCUGGGACAAGUCAAGAUGUACAGAAGAAAAACUCAAGAACAAAAUCGACUGAUACAAGCCAGAAGAUUUCAUUCGUGAACCAGAUGGACGGAGACAUUUAUUCUGCCUUAUCGGCAAAAUGGAUCCGAUCUUUACCCUCUCUGUGCAGCAUUAAUCGCCUGAACCCAAAUCAUCUGACUAACCAGAUCAUGCCAUCAAAACCAUUUGUUAAUUCAUAAGUAAUAGCUCCCAAUUGUCAAGAUGCAGAGGUUCAGUUUAGGCAUGCAAAGUCUCAGAAACAAUUGGUGCUGGUUGAACAAUAAUGUGAACUCAUUUCUUAUAAAAGGAUCAGUGGUGGCAUUAAGUCAAUGCAAUCAAGCAAACUAGUCCCUUAUUUUCAUUGGGUUUGUCAUACAUAUAUGUCAGCUCCUUCUCAUGCUGUUUCUCUGUCAAACCUUAUACAUUCGGGCACUUAGUAAGAAAGUCCUGUCAUGUAGCAUCUCUCUGAGUGAUCUCCAAUAUCAGAUCUUUAACCUUGGGACAAGUGCAGAGAAGUGAGAUUUGAUAAAUUUUGGCAGGAAGGACAAGGAGAGGCGAUAGGCAUCAAAAGGGCAUAGCUCUGGAGUUUAGACGUGGUGACUAUAUUUUCAAGUCAGGAUGCAGUUGUAUAGGACCCUGGUCAGACCCCACUUGGAGUACUGUGCUCAGUUCUGGUUGCCUCACUACAGGAAGGAUGUGGAAGCCAUAGAGAGGGUGCAGAAGAGAUUUACAAGGGUGUUGCCUGGAGUGGGGAGCAUGCCUUAUGAGAACAUGUUGAGUGAACUCGGCCUUUUCUCCUUGGAGCGACAGAGGAUGAGGGGGGACCUGAUAGAGGUGUAUAAGAUGAUGAGAGGCAUUGAUCGGGUAGAUAGUCAGAGGCUUUUUCUCAGGGUUGAAAUGGUGGCCACAAGAGGACACAGGUUUAAGGUGCUGGGGAGUAGGUACAGAGGCGAUGACAGGGGUAAAACUUUUACUCAGAGAGUGGUGAGAGUGUGGAACGGGUUGCUGGCAAUGGUGGUGGAGGCGGAUACGAUAGGGUCUUUUAAGAGACUUUUGGAUAGAUACAUGGAGCUGAGAAAAAUAGAGGGUUAUGGGUAAGCCUAGUAAUUUCUAAGGUAGGGACAUGUUCGGCACAGCUUUGUGGGCUGAAGGGCCUGAAUUGUGCUGUAGGUUUUCUAUGUUUCUAUGUUUCUAUGGAAAGGAACAUGCAUGGGGUGGUGAGUCUGCUGCCCUCGACCUCCUUGGUGGUAAGUGUCACAGAGUAGCCAAAGCGAGUAACUGUGGUGCAUUUUAUAGAAGGUGUACAUUGCAGCCACAGCGAGCUGGGCAUUGGAGGGAAUGAGUGUUUAGGCUGGUGGAUGGGGAGAUGAUCGGGCAGCCUGCUUUGUCCUGUACGAUGACAAGCUUCUUCAGUGUUGUUGAAGCUGCUUUCAGGCAAACGUAGAGUAUUCCAUUACACUCCUGACUUUUGCCUUAUACAUUUGGGGUGUCAGGGGCUGAUCACUCACUGUAGGUCACUCAGCUUCUGGCCUGCCUUCGUGACCACAGUAUUGAUGUGGCUGGCUUGGUUCAGUUUCUGCUCAAUGGUGAACCCCAGGGUGUUGAUAAUGGGGGAUUUGAAGAUGGUAAUGCCUUUCAAUACUAAAGGUAGCUGGUGAGAUGCAGGAAGUGGUCAUUAUCUGACACUUCUGUAGGGCAUACACUAUAACAGAUUACAGCUCCUCGUGGGUUAAUCCUGAUUCGUUUUACCUGUGAUGAGGUUGUCUGCCUCCACCCCCAUUUCACACUGUGAGUUCCAGAUCCCCACUUCAGGUGCAAAAAGUUCUUCCUCAAUGCCCGCGCAUCGAUUAACAAAUCUCUGCCCUGCAGUUACGACCUCCCUGACGAGGGAAACAGGUCCCCUCUGUUCACCUUGUCUCGGCCUUCCAUAAUUUUAUACACCUCAGUUAGUAGGUCAGAAACACAAGUAGAAAAAGUUAGGUAUCUUUGAAUAGAUGCCCUGAUAACAGCAGGAUGAGUAGAUAUUAGGAUGCUGCCUGGAUUGGAGGAAAGGUGCUAUAAGGAGAGGUCAGACAAACCAGGGUUGUUUUCUCUGGAGCGUCAGAGGCUGAGGGGAGACCUGAUAGAAGUUUAUAAAAUUAUGAGCGGCAUAGGUAGAGUAGACAGCCGGUACAUUUGUCCCAGGGUCAAAAUGUCUAAUACUAGAUGGCAACCCCUCCAUGGACUCUGUCUACACUUCUCGCUGCCUCAGUAAAGCAGCCAACAUAAUCAGAGACCCCACCCCACCCCAGAUAUUCUCUCUUCUUCCCCCCU
Molecule: messenger RNA, 3016 nt
Organism: Pristis pectinata (smalltooth sawfish)
Lineage: Eukaryota; Metazoa; Chordata; Chondrichthyes; Rhinopristiformes; Pristidae
Gene: aig1
Product: androgen-induced 1 (H. sapiens)
Exons: 6
Coding region: 24-737 (237 amino acids)
Cellular component (GO): endomembrane system; membrane
Source: RefSeq, a predicted model, not a curated record